CGAAGACCUUCUAUAGUUUGUGCGGCUAGGAAUUUCCUGUGUGAUGCUCACUGAGACCACUCAGUUUUUGAACCAAAAUAUCCUAAAUCAUCUGUCGGAAACCAAACCGUAUCUACAAAGACCUUCUGUAGUGUCUAGGAACUUCCUAAUUCUAGCUCAAACAGUCCUCUUCCCAUCAUCACAAGCUGAAAUGUCGAACGCAGAUCCCGGAAGUGCCUGGCCGUGGAGGCGAAACCACACCACGGCUCCAUUGCCUCCAGGGCCCCGAGGUGUGCCAUUCUUUGGGUACCUCCCGUUUCUAGGGACCAAUCUCCACCGGAAAUUCGCUGAAUUGGCUGAGACCUACGGCCCCAUCUACAAACUCCGGCUUGGAAGCAAAUUAUAUGUUGUGGUUAACUCCCCGUCACUGGCCAAAGAAAUCGUGCGGGACCAAGACAUGACUUUUGCCAAUCGAGACCCAAACAUUGCUGCUGCUAUAGCGUCAUAUGGCGUAAGGGACAUUGCCUUCUCAAGCCAAGGCCUUUAUUGGAGGAAUCUCCGCAAACUGUUUGUGCGGCAGUUGAUGAGCAACAUGAGUCUCGAUGCCUGUUAUGGUUUGAGAAGGCAGGAGGUCAGAAAAGCUCUGAGCGAUCUGUAUAGAAAACCUGGGGUGCCAGUAGAUAUCGGUGAAUUGGCCCUUCUGAUCUUAGUUAACAUGGUGAUGGGAAUGCUGUGGGGAGGAACGCUUCAGGGAGAAAAGGGUGAAGCCGUGGCCUCUGAGUUUCGAGAGGUGGUGGCCAAAUUGAUGGUGCUCUUAGGUAGUCCGAAUGUUUCGGACUUUUUCCCAGCACUUGCUUGGCUUGACCUGCAAGGAGUGGAAAGGGACAUAAAAGGGAACAACAAGUGA
Molecule: messenger RNA, 886 nt
Organism: Eucalyptus grandis
Lineage: Eukaryota; Viridiplantae; Streptophyta; Magnoliopsida; Myrtales; Myrtaceae
Product: flavonoid 3'-monooxygenase-like
Exons: 3
Coding region: 44-886 (280 amino acids)
Molecular function (GO): monooxygenase activity; iron ion binding; heme binding
Source: RefSeq, a predicted model, not a curated record